AUGAAGCCUAGAUCAUCCAUCUUCGGCGCUUUCUGCGGUCUCAUAGCUCUUGCAGAGCAGGGAAAUGUCCCUUCAAGAACUGGUCUUGCCGGCCCGGCAUUCCCAGCGCCAAAGUUUCUUCGAGGAAGUCAAUCACUUCACUCGGCAGAAAUCGCUUUUAACAAUUCCAUCGCCAACUCCACCAUCAUCCAAGCCAAUGAGACGGCAUGGGCUAUCGCUGUCUUCUCUGCAGGUGACGAUGAGCCUUUAUAUGAAAGAUAUUUCACCCCGGAAUACGAUAUCGGGGUACCUGAGGUCAACAAAGACUCCGUGUUCCGCCUUGCGAGCGUAUCAAAGGUCUUCAGUGUCUGGUCAUUCCUUGUAGAAGUGGGAGAUGAACAUUUCAACGACCCUAUCACAAAACAUGUCCCUGAGCUUGCCAUGGUUGAUAAUACUUCAAUAACUGGAGUGGUGUACGAUGACAUUGAUCGAGUCCGCUGGGGCGAGGUCACACUUGGGCAGCUUGCUAGUCACUUAGCUGGUAUUCCACGCGAUCCCGCUCAAACAGAUAUGUCGGUCGGGUUGGUCCCUGAUCAGGCCAUAGCACUCGGGCUUCCUCCUCUCAAUGACGAUGAGAUUCCCCAAUGCGGAGUCACAGGCCUGCUUCGCCCAUGCAGCCGUAACGAAAUGAUAUCACAACUGCUGAAGCAGCACCCCAUCUUCCCAACAGGACAUUCCCCAGCCUACACAAAUGUCGCCUAUGCACUUCUCGGCUUUGCUCAGGAAGCUAUCACGGGCACACCCGUCAGCGAAGCCAUUUCCAACAAUAUUCUCUCGGCUCUUAACAUGACAUCCACCACCUUCUCAAGAAAGCCUGAUGUUGGAGGCGUAAUACCAGGCAAUGAAUCGGUCGUCGGCUGGGACCGGGAUAUGGGACCCAUCAGUCCCGCCGGUUCCUUGUACUCCUCGACAGCAGAUAUGGUCAAAGCUGGGCGCGCCAUCCUGGGAUCAAGCACCAUGACGCCAGCGCAGACCCGAAGAUGGCUCCAGCCGAUGAGCCAAACUGGUAUUCUCGGAUCAGCGGUCGGGGCGCCGUGGGAGAUCCGACAUCUUAUGAUCGAUGGACGUCUGACGCAGCUUUACACGAAACAAGGCGAUACGGGCGGCUACCGCUCGGCACUCAUAUUGUCGCCCGAGCAUGAUAUUGGAGCCGUCGUAUUUUCUGCUGGACCAAUCACUUCCAAUUCUGGACCUGUCAGAGAGACAUUGAUGAACGCCGUAGGCAAAGCCUUUCUUCCAAUGGCCGAGACGCAGGCUCGCAUCGAGGCGCAAGACAACUUUGCCGGGUCUUACAUAGACGAGACAACGAACAGUUCCGUGAUAAUCCAGGUUGAUCAAGCUAUCGCAGGCCUGGCGGUGAAACAUCUUUGCUCACAGGGCGUCGAGGUCAUUGGACCAAGCAGCCCAUUUGUUCGAAUCUAUGGCGCCGGAAAGUCUGCUCGACUCUUCCCCACCAACCUGAAGACUAUACGAAAGAAAGAGUAUGAAAAAGGGGCGGUGAAUGAGGUACAGGACCCUGGUUUGAUGCAGUGGACCUCACUAGGGGCACCGACAUAUGGAGCGAUGACGUUGGAUGACUGGGUGUUCGAAAUGAAAGAAGAUGGGAAAGCGAAAUCCGUUAAUGUGAGAAUGCUAAGGUUGAGCAUGCAACGCCAGCCUUAG
Molecule: messenger RNA, 1701 nt
Organism: Fusarium coffeatum
Lineage: Eukaryota; Fungi; Ascomycota; Sordariomycetes; Hypocreales; Nectriaceae
Exons: 4
Coding region: 1-1701 (566 amino acids)
Source: RefSeq, a predicted model, not a curated record